Debaryomyces hansenii CBS767 is the source of this 1002-nucleotide messenger RNA. It is a transcript of the gene MEU1, whose product is annotated as S-methyl-5-thioadenosine phosphorylase. Gene Ontology annotation, biological process: nucleoside metabolic process. Gene Ontology annotation, molecular function: S-methyl-5-thioadenosine phosphorylase activity. The coding region runs from base 1 to 1002 and encodes 333 amino acids. Lineage: Eukaryota; Fungi; Ascomycota; Pichiomycetes; Serinales; Debaryomycetaceae. Gene Ontology annotation, cellular component: cytosol. The record is from RefSeq and is a predicted model, not a curated record. The transcript has a single exon.
AUGUCAGUACAUAGAGAAGAAAUCAAUUUAUCGCAAUUACCGCACGAAUUUAACGAACCGGUUGAAUUCGCUAUUAUCGGUGGUACGGGAUUGUACGACUUGCCAAACUUAAAGCCGGUGGCAAGAUUGACUAUUUCUACGCCAUGGGGUUAUCCAUCGUCGCCAAUUACGAUUUCUGUUACAGACAGUGGGUUUCCAGUUGCGUUUUUGGCCAGACACGGUCAGAAGCAUGAUUUAUUGCCUACUGAUGUGCCCUCUAGGGCCAACAUGGCAGCAUUGAAGAAAAUUGGGGUCAAGGCUAUCGUGGCUUUUUCAGCCGUUGGAUCCUUACAGCCAGAAAUUAGACCAAGAGAUUUUGUUAUUCCUACGCAGGUGAUCGAUAGAACCAAGGGUAUCAGACCAUCGACCUUUUUCGAAAAGGGGUUUGUGGCCCAUGCUAUGUUUGGAGAACCAUUUGAUCUCAAGUUGAACAAGCUUAUAACCGACAGCUUUGAUACGACUGGUUUCUUGGACCAGCAUGACAACAAGGGCGUCCCAACCUUCCACAGUAAGGCUAAGACCAACAAGGGCGAAGACUUGACCUUGAUCUGUAUGGAAGGUCCUCAAUUCAGUACUAGAGCCGAAUCCAAGUUGUACAGAUCGUGGGGUGGCUCUGUCAUCAAUAUGUCUUGUUUGCCAGAGGCCAAGUUAGCAAGGGAAGCCGAAAUUGCCUACCAAAUGAUUUGUAUGUCCACCGACUACGAUUCAUGGAACGAGGACGAAGAGCCAGUCACCGUGGAGACCGUGGUGGGUAACUUGAAGGCCAAUUCGGCCAACGCGUGCAAAAUGGCCACCAAGUUGGUCGAUAUCAUCGCCCAAGAGUUCACCUCUGGCUCCUUGGGACUUGGUGACGAUCUCCAGGGCUCAAUGAAGUACUCCGUCAGCACCAGUCCUCAAGGUGUCAAGAAAGAGGUUUUGGAGAAGAUGCACUUUUUGUUCCCUGGUUACUGGCCCGUCCACUAG